Stegastes partitus (bicolor damselfish) is the source of this 6821-nucleotide messenger RNA. It is a transcript of the gene ano8b, whose product is annotated as anoctamin 8b. Gene Ontology annotation, biological process: chloride transmembrane transport. Gene Ontology annotation, cellular component: plasma membrane. Bases 1 to 3612 code for a protein of 1203 amino acids. Lineage: Eukaryota; Metazoa; Chordata; Actinopteri; Pomacentridae. The transcript is spliced from 20 exons. The record is from RefSeq and is a predicted model, not a curated record. Gene Ontology annotation, molecular function: chloride channel activity.
AUGCCCGACACGGGGACGGCAGCAGCAGCGGCCGGCGCCGCAGCCGCGGCGGCCGCCAGCGGUGCGUCCACCGCCGGCGACGGCCCCGAGAGCUCCCGGCACCGACACCGAGCGCAGCAGGGAGACGCGGAGAGGCCGGACCCGGGCGCUGCCCCGCCGCAAGCCUCCUCCGGUGUACUGGAUAAGCUGUUUGGAAAGCGGCUGCUGCAGGCCGGGAGACACAUAAUGUCUCAUAAGUCUUGGAUGAAAACGGUGCCCACAGAGAACUGCGAUGUCCUCAUGACAUUUGCAGACACUACAGAUGACCACACGUUACUAUGGCUACUAAACCACAUCCGGCUGGGAAUCCCGGAGCUCAUCAUCCAAAUCCGGCAUCAUAAGCACACACGAGUCUACGCAUUCUUCGUCACCGCUACAUACGAAAAUUUGCUGCGAGGUGCUGAGGAAAUGGGACUGAGGAAAGCGGUGAAGCCCGAGUUUGGUGGAGGAACACGAAGCUUCUCCUGUGAGGAGGACUACAUCUACGAGAACAUCGAGAGCGAGCUGUGCUUCUUCACCUCACAGGAGAGGCAGAGCAUCAUUAAGUACUGGCUGGACAAUCUACGUGCCAAACAUGGGGAGGUGCUUCAUAAUAUCAGCUUCCUGGAGGGCCAGCCAAUCAUCCCGGAGCUGAGCGCGAGAGGUGUGAUCCAGCAGGUGUUUCCUCUCCAUGAGCAGCGGAUCCUCAGUCAGCUGAUGAAGUCUUGGGUUCAGGCUGUUUGUGAGAAACAGCCUUUAGAUGAUAUCUGCGACUACUUCGGGGUGAAGAUCGCCAUGUAUUUUGCCUGGCUGGGUUUCUACACCACGUCUAUGUUGUAUCCUGCUGUGAUCGGCUUUGUGCUUUGGAUGCUCACAGAGUCGGAUCAGACGAGCCGUGACAUCUGCUGCGUGGUGUUUGCUCUGUUCAACGUGGUGUGGGCCACUCUGUUCCUGGAGCGCUGGAAGAGGAGGGGCGCUGAGCUGGCCUACAAGUGGGGAACGCUGGACACGCCCGCCGAAUCCCUGGAGGAGCCACGGCCUCAGUUCAGGGGAGUGAAGCGCUGCAGCCCCAUCACGGGAUGCGAGGAGUUCUACUACCCUCCAUGGCGGAGGCGAGUGUUCAGGUGGCUGGUCAGCCUGCCCAUCUGCAUCCUCUGUCUCUGUUUUGUCUUCCUGGUCAUGCUCAUCUGCUUUGAGCUGCAGGAGUUUGUGAUGGGGAUCAAGGAAAUGCCUCGGCUGGCUCGCUUCAUCCCCAAAAUCAUGCUCGCUAUCACUGUGACUGCAUGCGACGAGGUGUAUAGGAAAAUCGCCUGCUGGCUCAAUGACAUGGAAAACUAUAGACUCCAGAGUGCCUAUGAGAAAAAUCUCAUCAUCAAAAUGGUUCUUUUUCAGUUUGUAAAUUCUUAUCUCAGCCUUUUUUACAUUGGAUUCUACCUCAAAGACAUGGAGCGCCUGAAAGAGAUGCUGCUGGUGUUGUCUCUGUUGCGGAGUCUGCAGCGGCAGGUCCGGGUCAAUCUGCUGCCCUCCCUCAUCCUCAAGAUCCAGAUGUUUAUGGUCUCUGUCCCCUGGUUCUUCAGGGCUUUACUCAGGUCCAAAAUGCUGGCCACUCUGCUCAUCAUACGCCAGUUCCUUCAAAAUGUGAAGGAGGUGCUGCAGCCUUACCUGUACGAGCGCCACAAGCUGGGGGAGUUAACGCUGAGAGCCGUGUGGGACCUGCUGCUCUCGGUGCUGCUAAAAUAUGCCCGACUGGCAGCUGGAAAAGCCCAGGCCUCUCCCACUGACCAGGCCAUGCCGGGACCUGGACUGAGGGGUACCAGGCCCGGAGUGGGGCAGCCGGAAAGAAGGGAGAAGAAGUGUUUGAACGGGGGAUGUGGAGUGCCUGAUGAGGAGGAGGGAGGUGAGAGGGACGAGGCUGACAGCGGGAGGUUCAGCGAAGGAGAGACGGAGGAGGAAAGUUUGAUCGACUGCGGUUUGAAGCUGAGGAAAGUCAGCUUCAUAGAGAAGGUGGACAGAAGGCCGGCCUGCGCCGGGCCCCCCAUGGACAACAGCUUCCUGGAGGAGGGGAGCCCCACGAUGGUGGAAAAAGGAAUGGACCCUGCAUCUGUGUUUGAAAUGUGUGAUGAUGACGAUGAUAAUGGCAUCCAUGAUGUGAAGGACUCAGCAGGAGGCGGGACUGAGGGAGUUAACGCUGCCGCCGCUGCUGCUGCUGCUGCCGCCGCCGCUGCUGCCGGCAGCGCUGCAUCGCUGCCUUCUGGCUCUGAGAGCAGCACAUCACUGCGUCACAGAAGAAGAGGCCGGAGCGCAGAGAGACUGGAGGCCAAAACGAAAAGGGAAUCAUGGAUGGAUCCUCCUGAGGAGAGAGAGAGCACCACACUGACUCAGGCCGAGAUGGAGAGCUGCAUGCAGACAUAUGCUGACACCUUCCAGGACUACCAAGAGAUGUUUGUCCAGUUUGGCUACGUGGUGCUCUUCUCCUCUGCCUUUCCUCUGGCUGCCAUGUGUGCUCUCAUCAACAACAUCAUUGAGAUCCGCAGUGAUGCCUUUAAGCUCUGCACUGGUCUGCAGAGGCCUUUUGGAGUCCGAGUAGAGAGCAUCGGCCAGUGGCAGACUGCGAUGGAAGCCAUGGGCCUGAUUGCCAUCAUCGUGAAUUGUUACCUGAUUGGUCAGUGCGGUCAGCUGCAGCGCCUCUUUCCGUGGCUCAGCCCCGAGAUGGCCAUCAUCUCCAUCGUCAUCCUCGAGCACUUUGCUAUCCUCCUGAAGUACGUCAUCCAUGUGGCUAUUCCUGACAUUCCUACGUGGGUCCGAGAAGAGAUGGCUAAACUGGACUAUCAGCGCAGGGAGGCCUUUAAGAAGCACGAGCGUCAGGCGCAGCAGCAUUACCAGCAGCUGCAGAGGAGGAAGAGGGAGGAGGAAGAGAGGCAGCGGCAGGCGGAGCAUAUGGCCCGCAGAGAGAGGGAGCGGGACGACAGCAAAGGUGACUCCUCCGGGGAUCACCACCACGACAAGAGUCACGGCAGCAAGUCACGCUCCGGAGGCGGAGGAGGGGGCAGCGGGUCGGACAAGCCCAAGAGGCCCAGCUCCCUGCUGGCCAAUAAUAACGUGAUGAAGCUGAAACAGAUCAUCCCGCUGCAGAGUAAGUUCUCCUCAGGCGGUGCACGCUCCCCUCAGUCGCCCACUGGCAGCGAGCCCAAACUGCCCGGGUUCCUGAGCUUCAAGUUCCUCAAGUCACCUGAGAAUAAGAAGGAAGGCGCUGCGGCUUCUGUGGCCGCCGCCACGGCCACUAACGCCACAGCGACAGCAUCGUCGUCAUCAUCAUCCUCAUUAUCAGGUAGCAGCUCUCAGGAGCGUUCUCAGUCACCCAGCAAAGCCUUCAACCCUGGGAAACUGUUUAACUUUGGGAAGUCUGAGGGAGGAACGUGUGUGAACGGGGCUCCGCUGCCCAGAUCCGGAGAAGGAUCAUCAUCACAGUCAUCAGAGAGACAACCCUCCAGGUCUGACUUGAAUGGCGUUCCAGACGAGAUCCCCUCGCCUGGAGGGGAAGGGUCCGAGAACGGUCAUUCGACAGACUUGGAGCCAGCCGGUUCUAAAAUCUAGUGGCUCCAGAGAGAAAAAAACAAACUUGUCUUUGGUUACAUCUCCACCGAAGAGGUGAUGUGUUUACUGUGAGGAACGGCCUGACCUACCUUCUGUGCUGUCACAGGCCAUGUGUAGAAGUACUUGAAGCAGAGAGAGGCGAAGAUGAAACUGAUGAGAGAUGACUGCUGUUUUGGUUUGCUUUUUUCGCUGACAGACAAAAAACAGGCUUUGUAAGAAAGACGUAAGCCCUUCUAUCAUGACCGAAAAAACACACACACACACUCCCUCACACACACACACACACACACACCGACACACACACAAACAUACAAAUUCUUCCUUGUCUGCAAUACAUAAAGAAAUGCAUGAGCUGCGUUUCUAAUAUUUUUAAGCCUUUAAAGCAGAGAGCUGUGUUUCUUGAUUUCUUCUAGUCAGAAAUUGUAAGCAUCUCGGUGGCCUCGCAUCAGGACGUAACGGCCUGUUGUGGACGACAGAGAUUUAAAAAACUUACACGGUGGUAUGAAAGGAUUACCGAUUGUACAUCAAAUAACUACUGAGAGUGUUUUUUAGGUGUCACGACACAAGUGAUCAUUAGAUAUCUGUCUCAUUUUUACCUGUGAGGAAUUCUUGGGCCCUUCACUUUUGUACUGAAGUGGAAAAAUGGAAAAGCAAUAUCAGUCAGUGUUUUAAUAAUUCUUAUCAAGAUCCCCUCCUGAAUAAUCACCCGAUAUAUCACCAGCUUUAUUUUCAAAGCAGAGGUGAUAUCUGAGCUUUGUACACUUCCUCCCAUCCUGUGGCAAAAAAACAACCUGAUUUGUUAAAGAGCUUAGUAAGUCCAGUUAUCAGUGUCAUUAUUUCUCCCAAGAAAGCGAAAUGGAGGCAAGAAAAGAAGCAAAAAAUAAAUAAAUAAAGAAGCAGAUGAAGGUGAUUUUGAGAAAAUGGAGCAUGGAUGCCUGUUGCGUGCUGUUCUCCAUCCGAGCCCGUAGAGCACCUUGUAAACACAGAUGGUGCUUCUCUCCACACACUCCAACCCAGACUUGGCAAAUGAACAUCGAGUUAAAGACGUAACGUUUGCACUAAACCCUGCAUAGAAACGCAGAGAGAGCCGACACCAGCCUGCCUCAUCGCAUUAUGCAACAGCUGGAUUUUAUUUUGUCCCUGUUUCUACGUGGUGUACGUCUCUCACCUGAAAAUAUGGGAUUUCAGAACAUUCAGACGAGCCUCUGUUUUGUUUCGUAUCUUCAUUUUGCUUUGAUACGCACCGUUUUGCAGAUGAUGGAUAAAUUCCUUUUUUUUUUUAUAACCUAAGCAGUAUUUUUCAGGAUUUACUGUAAAACCCAAGAUGCACAGUACUCUACAAACGCUUUAGGCACUAAAAGAAUACGAGGAUGCGUUCAAUAACAGUCAUUAACUUCAUACAAAAGUGCAAAGGCCAUACCGUCUAUUGCACGAUAACGUGUUUCUUUCUUUGUGUCGUUGGAGUUGUUCGUUUGAAACUAAUCAGACGUUUCCAUAAAGAAUAAGAACGUAAACAAAGCGUCUAAAACGUUUGCACAGUACUGUAUGGUCUGGUUUAAAAAAAACCUUUAAGUAAUCAAGCCCAUCAUCGCACCAUUUAACCGGUGUUUCACUUCUGCAGGGUCUCCAGAGGGUGGUGCCAGUUCACCUGCACAGAAAAAAUUCCCUUGUUUGGAUUCAUGAUUGUGUUUCCUCCCCAACAUCUGUCACUAGUCAUCAGUGUUCAGGCAGCAGAACUGUCCGGCUGCAGCUUAGAAAGGGAAACGCAUUAGAUUAGGUUCACAGUGACGAGUUGUAGAGGCCAUUGCACUGUACUGUAGGCUGAGAGACAGAAACAUUAACUAUGCAUUUCCACACGCUCACCUCCAGCAAAGGAUUCUGGCAAUAACACUGAGCUGAAGUUGACUUGUAAUACAACAUAAAAUCUAAACCUCCACUGCGUCGUCCCCAUCUAGACUCUAUGCAUCUUUUCUUUGUGUCCCCCUCACUGUUGGUGUCAGCUCCCUCCAUUAAAAUGUAAAGAAUCUGCCCUGAUCCCCAAUUAAAACGACAGGUUUUUGUUGCUGCUUUCAUGUGUCAGAUUUUUAAGUGUAGACCAUGUUUCAGUCUCACCCGCCUAAAACACAAAAAAAAGACAAAAAAUGUACUUCCACAGUCGGGCAAAAAGAUCUUAUCGAUAUUAAAUGCAAUACGGAAACAGACAGGACGUCGGUUUGUGUGGUCCCGGUUAUCAUUUUACUGCAUUAUGUUCUUUUUUUAAAAUAUUUGGAGGCCACUGUUCAUUAUAAAUGUAAAAUGAGAAGUGCAAGGCUGAGAGAAAUCUUAUAUCUCUGUGUGUCAUUCUCAGUUAAAGGGAAACGGACCAGCAGAGAGCAGGAUGGUAGCCGAGAACGGUUUAAUGAAACCUAUCGGAUUUCAGGGAUGAAUGACGUCAUGAUGCAAUAGAGUCCAUUCAUCAUCGUUUGUGUGGAGAGGAUGUGACUAACAGGAGAAGGCCGAGAUCAGGGCACAGUGAAGAGGAGGUUUGGGUCUCAGUGUGAGCCUCAUUCAGGUAAAGUUAUCAGCUUCAUAGAGUAGACAUGGAUAGCAUAAAACCAACUCAUCACUUCUUUCAACCUUGCACUCUUAGCUGCAGCAAAACAUCUGGCACGCUGUUCUUAUGGAGGUCUUUAAAUCAGCAUUAAUCGAGGUAAAAGUAACAGAUUUUGGUUUCGCUGAAAACUUCAUCCCACACCAGGAGCGACAGCAGCACCACCGUUUUAUCGAGCCAAGCGCAGGCAUCCCCUCGUGACAGCCGAGGCUCCUCACACGUCUCCAAAUUCACUAUCAAAGCAACUGUGGUUUGUUUCAAGAGUUCGGGCUUAACUUCAGCGUACAAGAAUUAUCAGUCCAAUGUGAAAUCAGUGGGAAAGGACUGAAUGGAUUUAGUAAAUGUACUGUGUUCUGGAUUUUAAGUGUGGAUGUGAAGAGGUGAGAUUCUCACCAGAGCUACAUUAAAACCUGACCCUAACCUCAAAAUUGAGACACUUUCAUGGAAGCCUCACUUACAGAACAUCAUACGCUCUUCCAAUGUACCACUGUACAAAAAAAAAAAAGAUCUUUUAAAGGAAAAUACUGGGAAAUGGGAUUAUUUAUUUCUUUUAAUUUAUUUUGUCAUAUUUUUGUAAGACCUGAAAAAUAGUUAAUAAAACUAUUUCAAAUGCAUUUCC